Molecule: messenger RNA, 772 nt
Organism: Meloidogyne enterolobii
Lineage: Eukaryota; Metazoa; Nematoda; Chromadorea; Rhabditida; Meloidogynidae
Source: the annotation of a GenBank genome assembly
AGCUAAAUAGAAUUACCAGAAUUUAUCGUAAACUAAUGUCAAACAAGGAACGUACGUUUAUCGCCAUAAAGCCUGAUGGUGUUCAGAGAGGACUUGUAAGCAAAAUUAUCAAACAAUUUGAACAACGUGGAUACAAGCUUGUGGCAAUGAAAAUGGUUAAAGCAACUCGUCAACAUCUUGAAGUUCAUUAUCAAGAUUUGAGUAAGAAGCCGUUCUUCCCGGCUCUGAUUGAUUACAUGGCCUCUGGACCAAUCGUCGCGAUGGUUUGGGAAGGUUUGGAUGCUGUAAAACAGGGGCGUGUUAUGCUUGGCGCUACUGAUCCGUUAUCAAGCAUGCCUGGUACGAUUCGUGGGAAUUUUUGUAUUCAAACUGGGCGGAACAUCUGCCACGGAUCUGACAGUGUUGAAUCGGCCAAACAAGAGAUUGCGCAUUGGUUUAAUCCACAGGAAAUUGUGGAUUGGGACUCGGCACAGGCUAAGUGGACCUAUGAAUAAUUAAAAAUACAAAUUUUGAUUGGAUAUACUUUAGAUCCGUUUUGUUAUUUCCAAAAUUUGUCUGUCACUCUCAUUUGUUGGAUCUAUCAAUAAAAUUAGUUAAUUAUUUUUUAAAUAUUUUUAAUCCGGAGUUGGGCUCUGUACUUGAGCACUUCGUUUGCUGUUUUGAAUAUUGCGUUUUAAAAUUAAAAGGAACAUUGGCAUUUAUAAUUGGACGUUUCGAAAUUGUGCGUUUUGAUCCUACUUUUUUAUUCCGAAUAGGAACGAUUCAGUAUCGC